AUGCGAAGAGUCUGGCCCAUAAUGCCGUCUGCUUCUUACCCAUGGAAAUUUGCGCCUCUGAACCGGCCUUUCUCCCCUCGGCCAGAGGUGCGCAAGUUAGAGGGCAUCGUGUUUGACAUGGAUGGCACAUUAUGUGAACCCCAAAACUACAUGUUCGCCGAGAUGCGCAGCGCCCUCGACAUCUCCAAAGCGACCGACAUCCUCGAGCAUGUCUACUCCCUCCCCACCUCGGAGCAGCAACAGCACGCCAUGGGCCUCAUCCGCGCCAUUGAGAGCCGCGCCAUGGUGUCCCAAGUCGCCCAGCCGGGCCUAGUCGAGUUAAUGGCCUACCUUGACACCCGCAACAUCCGCAAAGGCAUCUGCACGCGCAAUUUCGAUGCCCCCGUGCAGAAUCUCCUCACCAAGUUUCUGACGGGGACUACGUUUGGGCCGAUUGUCACGCGCGAAUUUCGCCCGCCAAAGCCUGAUCCAGCGGGGAUUCUGCAUAUCGCGCGCAGCUGGGGGCUGGUGCGGAAGAGUACUGGUGAAGCGGGUGUGCCGGCUUACUUUGUGGAAGGAGAGAGUGAGGGGAAGGGAGGGUCGCAAGAUGUUGCCGACGAGCCAAGGUUGCAGAAGACGGAGGUCGGUGAAGAGGUUGCUGAUGCCAGUGGGCUCAUUAUGGUGGGUGAUAGUAUUGACGACAUCACCGCAGGGCGUCGGGCGGGAGCCAGGACAGUCUUGUUGGUGAAUGAUGUGAAUCGGCAUUUGGUGACGCAUGAGAACACCGACCUAGUAAUCUCACGCCUCGACGAGCUGAUUGAUAUCCUUGAAAACGGCAAGCUCUGA
This is a messenger RNA of Dichotomopilus funicola, 825 nucleotides long. Its product is annotated as HAD-like domain-containing protein. The record is from RefSeq and is a predicted model, not a curated record. NCBI's taxonomy places the organism in Eukaryota, Fungi, Ascomycota, Sordariomycetes, Sordariales, Chaetomiaceae. The coding region runs from base 1 to 825 and encodes 274 amino acids. The transcript has 2 exons.